CCCAACCUCCGAGACAGAGAGGAGGGAGUCACUCGGAGCGCUGCUGACAUUCCCAACAAGCAUUGCAGGGGAGAAAACUGUGUGUGAUACAUAACUCAUAGAGAGAGCGAGAGCGAGGGAUUGUGGGAGUGUGUGAGUGGACGUCAGUGUCGAGGUGAAGAACAACAAGAAGAGGAGAGAAAGUUUGGCUGGUGUGAUCUGUUUUGUUUCUACCAGAAGAAUAAGAGGCAAACAUGUCCAACGCUCUGCUGAGGAGAAACUCCAGCAAACAGGGUUUACAGAACCUCAUGAGGCUGACGGCUCAGAGGAGCAUCGAGGACGCUGAGGAGGUGGAAAGGGAACGCCGUCGAAGAGCUCGCGAGGCUUCAAGCUGGACGAACGGAGGCUCGCCGCCCGAAGAGUUCUCCCCGGAGAACGAGCCGCCGGCAGAGGAGAGCGUGUACGACGGCGACCUGAAGCCGAGAAGCUCUCCGUCUCUGGAGGAGGAUGAAGGCUUCAGCGACUGGACUCAACGGCGAGAACUGCGGAGGCAGCAGCGCCUGCAGGAGCUCAACCGGGGAGGCGAGGAGGACGAGGAUGAAGAGGAGGUCACCAUAAACAAAGCUGUACCAGUGAAGGCUGUCCAGGCCUCGGUCACGUCCUCCAGCCGACUCCGGAGACAAGAGCAGGAAGAGGUGGAGAGGAGGGAGAUGGAGAGGAGGAAGGAACGUGAGGAGGAGGCGAUUCGAGCUGAGAGGGUGAGGAGGGAUAAAGAGAGGGAGGUAGAGGAGGACAAGAAGAAGAGAGAGGAAGCGACGACCAGGAAGAGGGAGGAGAUUCAAAGGCCGAAUACAGAGGUGGAAAAAAGAAAAGAAGUUAAAAUCUCCUACACAUCCAAGGUUUUCCUUCAUCAAGAGCCAAAACUCAACAACGCCAAUGGAGACGCAACCAAUAAGGAAGUGACAUCAUACAAGAGCAGCAAGACAAAAAGGACCACCAGAGCCGCUGAGCCGGAGGAGGCGGAGGCCAUACUGGAGACGGAGCAGCGUCUGGAGAAGAUCCGGCAGGGCCUCCAGCAGAAGGAGAGCCAGGAGCUGGAGCAGCUGAGACACCGACAGGCCGAAGCCGAGCAGGAGCUGGAGGAGCUGAAGAGGAGGAGGGAGGAGAGACGUCGAGUCCGGGAGGAAGAGGAGCGUCGGAGGGAGGUGGAGGAGCAACAACGGCUGGCCAAAGAGGAGGAGGAGAGGAGGCGAAUGAAGGAGGACAUUGAGAGGAGGAGGAUGGAGGCAGCAGAGAGGAUGAAGAAUCUGAGUACAUCCAGCGUGGACGGAGACGAGAUGUUCAGUCCCUUCAGUCCCAAAGCUCCCACACACAAGAUCACAGAGAGAACGGAGUCGCUGAACCGCUCGCUGAAGAAAAGUAACAGUUUUAAGAAGACGCAGCCGCUCGUCCUGCUGCCGAAGAUCGACGACAAGAUGGAGCAGUACGCCCACGCCGUGGAGAACUCCCAGGAGGCCCGGACAGUGAAGGCAUCACUGACCGACCUGCCCAGCUCACCCGAGGUCGUCGCCUCCAAGAAAAACCUGUUUGAGGCCGGAGACGCCUGGAGCCACCAGAGUCCCACCAAGGGAGCGACCUGCAAGGACACUGAGGGGUUGAAGGUGGGCGUGGCCAACCUGAUCACUCAGUGGGUGAAGGGUCCGUCCGACGGCGGCAGGCUGUCGGCCGGCAGACCGGCGGAUGUGAAGCCUGGAGAUGUGAUGCAGAAGAAGAACAUGUGGGAGGUGAUUGUAGACUCAUCAGGUCGACCCGGACAAAGAGCCAAAGGUUCAGCUGCCAGUAAAAAGUACAAAUUUGUCAUCACUGGUCACGGAAAGUACGAGAAAAUCCCCGUGGAUGACGAGGACGGCGAGUUCACUAACGGAAAGUCUGGUAAGAAGAAAGAAAGUUUAAUUCAUACAUUAAAAUCCUUUAAAAAAAACAUUUGUCCUUCUACCUUAUUAAAAAUUACGCAAACGUGUUCGUCACUUUAAUGAAAGGAAGAAGGUGAUCGAGGUUUUUGCUCGACUGUUAUUGGAGCACAGAGCAAAAAGGGGGCGGGGCUUAAGAAAGGGUCAGUUCCCUUUUCUUGUAAAUAAAAAGUGUUCAAACAUUAAAAACACAGUAAAGUCAAUGAGGGAAACUGCACAUUUAUUCUGAGAGAAUCACAGAAAAUCUACAUUUAAUCCAGCACACGCAUUAGAAAUCAUUAGAAAGAACAAUAGAAAACAAACAUUCAGAAAUAAAACUAGAAGAAUAAACUUUGGAUUGGCUGUUUGUGUCUCUCGACCUUUGACCCCACGGUUCACUAUCCCACCGUCCUCCAUCAUGGCGGACGCUGCUCUUCAUUGUUCUUCUCUAACAACUUACAGAAGCUUUUAGCUCAGCGGCUAUCUUGAAGUCACAAUGAAAUCAAACAUUUCGUUGGCGGCUAAUUGAUCAUUUUAAACGUACUUAUUACUGAUAUUGUUGUUAUUAAUGUCGACCACCAGAUUAGAUUCCCCUUGAAAUCAAUGAAACGAGGCAUCAGAAAAACUACCGCUUCAUGACUUCUUGACUUGAGUUCAUUGUUGUUGCUUUAACUUGUUUAUGCUAAACCGUAGCUGUUAAAAUAGUGCACAUUUAGUGUCCCACAGCGGAACAAAACAGCAGUUUCGCUACUUGUGGAUGUGACUAUAAGUAUAAAUGCCGCUUUUAUCUUUUAACCAACUUCAAAAUGUGGUUAAGUACAGGAAAAGGAGGAAGUUGCCCGAGGUUCCAAAAAGGGGGCGGGACUCUUUAUGUCGUACGUACAACCCGAUCUCACUCCCAACUCGUCAAAUACUGCAGCUUGUGUCAGUACUUUACUCUCCGCCUCCGAAUCCCAAAUAUAACGCUCUAGGUUUCCCUCAGGCGCCAUUUCUGGACGCGCCCUCCGUCAAAGUCAUGUGACGUAGAAUAAAUAGCGAGAAGAAAGAUGGUGGAAUGAAUGUUUGUGUCCCGUUUGAGACCAAAAACGUGUUUGAAGUGUGUUCACGUACAUUACAUAAGAUACAUUUCAUACUAAAGUUACGUGUCAGGUACGUAAUUUACGACCUUUUCCUGAUCCUAAGCAAGCAGGUAAACUUAACGAAACUACACAGUUUUUGUUAUUGGUGACUUAACCGAACAUGUUAUUGUUGCUAACUUGACCGCAGAGCUCUGCGCGUCCAGAAAUGGCGCCUGAGGGAAACUUACAGCGUCUUACGAAAGGACAAAAAGAGGCUUUCAAAGAAACUGAAACUCAAUAUUAGGAAGAUCUGAUGGGUGUUUUCCCUUUAAUUGAAAUAAAUAUGCUUAAUUAAAAUGUUGUUUCGUUGUGACUUUAAGACGGUUCAAUCACAAAACACGACCCAUCUACAGCCUAAAAAGAUCGUGUUACACUCUACGUACACAUCCAUUAUCUAGUGAGAGGUCUCACCCUGAGGCAAGUAGCACCAUUUUGAAUAAAACUGGAUAUUUGAAUGAUCAUCACAUAAGAGAAACAGAAUUUUCACAUGUGAUUUGUCUUAAAAUCAUUAAGUUUUUCAAUUCUAUCCAUAAAAAUACAAAUAUUUAUAUGAAAUAUCUGUAAAUUAUCCACUAGAAGCAACUUUCAAGCAUAAAUAACUAAAUCUAAAUAAUAAUCACAGUCUCGGUUUCACAGACAGAUUUCCUUUACAAGAACCAAAUGUUUUAAACUCUAUAUUUAAUCUAUAUUUAAUGUGAACAUGUGCUGAGAGAAACAAAUGAGAAGCUCCGAAAUUACUUAAAACAUAAACGCUUUAAUCCGAUGUGACGUCUGAAUGACUUUAAGACAAAUGUAACUCUCGCUUUUCCAGCUAAAACCACAAAUACAAACAUCCAGACAACCAGUCACGCAAAAGAAAAGCAACACAAAGCUUUUUGUCAAGUAUAAAGUUCAAGCCGAGUUUUCUACAUUUGUUAAACACAGAGACUAAGAAUCCAGACCUGUACAUUAUUUCUGUUGCUAAGAUUUCUACACCUGUACAUUAAACAUAUAGUCAUAACUUUUUUUUUCUUUACAUUUUCGUCUUGGCACUUUAUAUUAUAUAUAUUAUAGUAGUUUAAGUAGCAGUGAACCCCCUUGCCUUUCUGUUAAAGUCUUUUGGUUCCUCGUCUUUACCUUUCCGCCCAAUCAGACCCAUUUCAAAAACUGUUGAUAUUUUCGUCACCGGCCUCGAGGCUGCCUCUUUGAGCCUUUUCGCGUCAAACUUUGGACUAAAGAGCAGCACUGGCAGCCGGAACGCAAACGAAGGUAUCUCUUUCAUCUCGUCUAUCGUCUCUUCCGUCUUCUCCUCCUCGCUUUUGUUCAACUCGAUCUGGUGCAUGAUGUUCUCUUUGGUGGAGAACAUCUGGAAGAGGACGGCGUCCCACAUUUUCAGUGCCUUGGGAGCGUCUUUGCUUUGGUUCUCGUCCUGAGGGUCAGAAGCGUCGCCGGCCUUCUCGUCUGCCUUUUUCACCUCGCUCUGGUCCUGCUCGGUG
Messenger RNA from Morone saxatilis (striped sea-bass), 4521 nucleotides. It is a transcript of the gene lsp1a, whose product is annotated as lymphocyte specific protein 1 a. The transcript has 12 exons. The coding region runs from base 234 to 2012 and encodes 592 amino acids. The record is from RefSeq and is a predicted model, not a curated record. Lineage: Eukaryota; Metazoa; Chordata; Actinopteri; Moronidae. Gene Ontology annotation, biological process: muscle contraction. Gene Ontology annotation, molecular function: calmodulin binding; actin binding; myosin binding.